GAUGCAACCGCGGGCAACACUUGAGCUCGCGCUCAUGAGAGAAAGAAAAUUUGCCACAUAUGCACAUUGACAUGGCACAGUCGGAUAACAACAACAUAAUGCUAACGGAUAAGCACAAGCGGUUGACCCGACUUUCAGGUGUUGCAGCAUUUUGCUGAAAUAAUGCGUUUUGCGUAAAGCAUCUGUUCAGGCACACGGCUGCAUUUUGUGGCAUCCAGCUUCACACAAUACCAGCCAACACCAACUCCAGCUCUGCGAAGCCCGACAACAUAGGUCGGAGAGGCUGAGAGAAAGACAGUGGAAGUGGAUCCAAAUGAACAAGCAGUUGCAACAGAAGAUAUCCAGCACAGAUCAGAACGGUGUCAGUGUUAUACAGAAUCAGCCUCAUAAUAGUGCAUUUAACCCCGCAGGAGCUGCAGGACUACAGCAGGUUCCUCAAUUAGUUCCAGUGAGUCCCGGAGGUGGGGGUAAGGCUACACCACCCAGCAAGAUGAAAAAGAAUAGUAUGGAUAAAGAUAGCGACGAGUACCGCCAACGGAGAGAACGCAACAACCUGGCUGUAAAGAAGAGCCGCAUGCGCAGCAAGCAGAAGGCGCAGGACACCCAACAGCGCGUCAAUGAGCUGAAGGAGGAGAACGAGAGACUGGAGGCCAAAAUCAAAUUGCUUAGCAAAGAACUGAGUGUGCUCAAAGACCUGUUUCUAGAGCAUGCUCACAAUCUCGCAGACAACCCUGCUUCUGGUGGAGGCCCCGGAGACAUCUGCAACAACAACAACAACAACAACAGCAGUAACGGCAGCCAGUGAGGGCCUGAUAUUGGUUUGCAAUGUGCUAUGCUGUGGCUGUGUGGAGGCUCUCUAGGCAAAUCAUUUUACUUAAUCGUAUUAUGCUUUCUUCCCCUCCUGGUCCUGGAAUGUGUACUGUCCGCAGUGCUUAACUUGUUAACUUCUGUUUGUACACUCAAAUUCAGUUUCUUUUUUCACUCGUAUUGUAUCUUGUGCAGAAUGUUAUGACAUUAUGGCCAUAGCAACCGCAGAAAGUCCAAACCACGCUCUGAUUUGAUGUGCUGGAGAUAACUUUUAUAACUGCCUUUCAAUUGUAAAGCACCAUGUUUCAGUGUCUUGAAACUUUGCAAUAUCUUAGAGGACUGUGAAAGCUUCUUGGUAGACAAUUUUGAAAUCCGGUCAAAGCUGGUCACAAAGAGUUGACUGUAAAUAAUAGUAAAUGUGUUCAAUCACUCCA
Molecule: messenger RNA, 1241 nt
Organism: Rhinichthys klamathensis goyatoka
Lineage: Eukaryota; Metazoa; Chordata; Actinopteri; Cypriniformes; Leuciscidae
Gene: cebpg
Product: CCAAT enhancer binding protein gamma
Exons: 3
Coding region: 314-805 (163 amino acids)
Biological process (GO): regulation of transcription by RNA polymerase II; DNA-templated transcription
Molecular function (GO): RNA polymerase II cis-regulatory region sequence-specific DNA binding; DNA-binding transcription factor activity, RNA polymerase II-specific
Source: RefSeq, a predicted model, not a curated record